Messenger RNA from Scleropages formosus (Asian bonytongue), 2874 nucleotides. RefSeq names its product ecto-NOX disulfide-thiol exchanger 1-like. Gene Ontology annotation, biological process: ultradian rhythm. The record is from RefSeq and is a predicted model, not a curated record. NCBI's taxonomy places the organism in Eukaryota, Metazoa, Chordata, Actinopteri, Osteoglossiformes, Osteoglossidae. The transcript is spliced from 15 exons. The coding region runs from base 326 to 2221 and encodes 631 amino acids. Gene Ontology annotation, cellular component: plasma membrane; external side of plasma membrane. Gene Ontology annotation, molecular function: RNA binding; protein disulfide isomerase activity; NADH dehydrogenase activity.
AGCGCGAGCGCGCGCGCGGUUCGCCGCCGGCUGUGGUGGUGGUGGUGGCGGUAGUGUUGUCGGCGGCGAAAAUGCUCGCGAGCUGAGGCGCGAGGCGAUCUUUUCGGCGGCUCGCGCUACAACGGGGAUUUAUUUGUGUUUUUUUUUUUUUUUUGUCUGACGGCGGCGGCGCUGCGCUCGUUCGGGUUCCGGAGAAAGUGUCGUUUUUAAAGGGCUGGGUGCUCAGCGAUGGAACCUCACCUCUGAGGGUCAGCUGUCAUCACCCCCCCGCCCCGUGACAGGUACCCCCUGGGAGCUGGGGCAAGAGGAACGGACGAGACCAUCGAUGGCCAGCGCAGCGGACGAGAUGGGGACUCUGGGACCUGAGCAGACCCACGCGGGCGUCCCUGUGGCUGACCCUACCGCCUGGACCACAGCCAUGAACAAUCUGGGUAUCGUCCCGAUGGGAGUGGCUGGACAGCCCCUGGUGUCAGAUUCCAUCUGUAUCCAGGGCUUUGACCCCAGCCUGGGCAUCAUCGGCCCCAUCAACCCCUUGAUGCCGGGAAUCAGCUUGGUGCCGCGCCCGCCCGUGCCUGCCGAGAUCCCUGUAGUCAAGGAGAUCAUCCACUGCAAGAGCUGCACACUCUUCCCCCAGAACCCUAACCUCCCGCCUCCGUCCACCAGGGAAAGACCCCCGGGCUGCAAGACCGUGUUUGUGGGAGGGCUUCCCGAGAACGCCAGCGAGGACAUCAUCCGCGAGGUGUUCGACCAGUGCGGCGAGAUCGUCGCCGUCCGCAAGAGCAAGAAGAACUUCUGCCAUAUCCGCUUCGCUGAGGAGUACAUGGUGGACAAAGCCCUCUACCUCUCUGGUUACCGCAUGCGCAUCGGUUCCAGCACGGACAAGAAGGACUCCGGUCGCAUCCACGUGGACUUCGCCCAGGCUCGGGACGACCUCUACGAGUGGGAGUGUCGGCAGCGGCUGCUGGCUCGCGAGGAGCGCCACCGGCGAAGGGUCCAGGAGGAUCUACUGCGCCCACCUUCGCCGCCUCCCAUAAUGCACUACUCGGAGCAUGAGGCGGCCCUGCUGGCAGAGAGGCUCAAAGAUGACGGCAAGUUCAGCGAGGCCACGGCCGUGCUAGUAACCUGGAUCGAGCGCGGGGAGGUCAGCCGGCGCUCGGCCAACCACUUCUAUUCCAUGAUCCAGUCGGCCAACGGCCACGUGCGCCGCCUCAUGUCCGAAAAGGCCCAGAGGGAGGAGGAGAUGGAGCAGGCUCGAGAACGCUUCCGGAACGCGUUGUUGGCCAUCCUGGCACAAUUUGAGCAGAUUACGGCCGUUUUCACCGCUGCUACCAGGCAAAGGGCAUGGGACCAUUUCUCAAAAGCACAGCGCAAGAACAUAGACAUGUGGCGCAAGCAGUGUGAGGAGUUGAGGAACGCUCACAGUGAAGAAAUAAUGGGGAUACGCAGGGAGGAGGAGAUGGAGAUGUCCGAGGAUGAUUCGGACGAGAACCCCAGCAAGAAAAUGCGGCCGGAUGACUCAGCACUGGCUGCGCAGGCCUGCGCCCUGCGGGAGGAGAACGACAGCUUGCGCUGGCAGCUGGACGCCUAUCGCAACGAGGUGGAGCUGCUGAAGCAGGAGCAGAGCUUGGCCCCGCGCCCCGGGGACAGCUCCCCUCGGGGGGAGCAGCGGCUGCCCUUCCUGCAGCAGAGCAUCCUGGGCAUGCAGCAGCAGCUGAGGGGCCUCCAGGAGGAGCUCAAGAGCAAGGAGCAGGAGAUGGAGCGGGCCAAGGAGGAGCAGCGCCGGCUGGAGGGCGAGCUACGCGCCCUGAGGGAAAAGCUGCUGAACCAUGCGGACGCUGUCGAGGGGAGCCAUCCGGAUAAGCCUGAGAAGGCUCACGCACCGCGUUCUUUGUGUCCACAGCGCAUGAACGGAUGUACGCUGACCCUUCCCCCCACUGCGGACAGGAGUGUCCAGCUGGCGGUUCGAGGCCCUUCGAUUUCAGAAAGGGAAGCGCUUUUGCUAGGGAUCGUCUCCACCUUCCUUCAUGUCCACCCGUUUGGAGCCAACAUCGAGUACCUGUGGUCAUACAUACAGCGGCUGGACAGUAAGAUCUCGGCGGGGGAGCUGGAAGGGCUCAUGGUUCGACUGCCCCACAUGUUCAAGCAGGAGUUCAGCGGCGUCGGCGCCACGCUGGAGAAACGCUGGAAGUUCUGCGGCUUCGAGGGCAUCCAGUCCAUGUGACGCGAGGCGAGGGGCGGUUUCCACGGAGACGGGCUAAGGGAGCGGGGGAGGGGCAGACGAGGCUCUCGACCGCUGUCCUCCGGCAAAGGAAGCAGCUCGAUCGCAAGAGCAAAGGUUGGCUGGCUGCUCUGAUUUUUUUCUCCGCAGAGCGUGACAGGUGAGGGUGCGAGCGAGCAGGAGCCGCUGGGCGACAUGAUGAGCGCAGGUUUGUGUUUCAUAGAAGCCAGAGGUCAAAGCCAGAACGCCGUCGUCCAGAGAGCGAGCGAAGGCCGCAGUUUGGCCCUGGCGACCCACCGAGGCAGCACCUUUACAGGACAAAGGGCGCUCUCCGAGUAACGCCGUCGUCCAGAGAGCGAGCGAAGGACGCAGUUCGGCCCUGGCGACCCACCGAGGCAGCACCUUUACAGGACAAAGGGCGCUCACCCCCCCAACCCCACGCCACCCCACACCACGACAUAAACGAAGUCCGCGUUUAAGAGACACUUAGCGAACGAGACGUUAUUUUUCCACGAGAUCAGUUUGUCAAAAUAUAAAUAUAUAUUCAGAAUUUAACAGCAGAAAAUACAGGCGUGUCCCAUAAUUAUUGUCAUCGUCUUUGUUCCGUGAUAUCGUGUACAGUCCGAGCUAUGAGCAAACCAUCGUUAAGUGUCAUU